UUUAAAUCCCAAGAAAUGGAAGAAUUUAUACGAAAAAAUGGGAUACAGCACAUAUUUACCCCUCCAUAUCAUCCCUCUUCCAACGGACAAGUAGAGAGACAAGUGCAAACUAUAAAGAAGAGAAUCGAAAAAUUACAUCACAGCCAAGAAAAAAGUGAGGUGUUGCUCCCCAGACUUUUGUUUAGCUUACGCACAACACCUAGUAGCACUACAGGAAAAACGGCAGCAGAACUGUUGAUGGGAAGAAGACUACGUACCGUCUAUGAUCGAUUAAAUCCACACCUAUAUAAGGAGAGAAAAGAGGAAACAAGAAUACGAGAAUUCCAAAUAGGAGACAACAUCAAUUACAGAUGUUAUAGAGACGCUAAGAAGUGGAAACCAGGUAAGGUGACAAAGAAGACCGGACCAUAUACAUACAUGAUAGCCUCACCAGAAGGAACUAUAGAAAGAAGACAUAUUGAUCAACUGAUAGCUCGAAGAGAACAACCACUCCAGAACAAGCAACAUCCAGUUUGUCAAAACAACCAACAUCCAGCUCCCCAGAAUAAUCAACAUCAGGACAAAGCACCACCGGUUAGAAGGAGCUCUAGAACACGGACACUACCGGCACAUCUCCGAGACUUCAUUUUAGAGGAGGAAGAUCUGUUGUAACGUUGUGACUUAUCUGUAGUAACUUGAUCUGGGUGUCGGGUCAGGGGUGAACAUUCCCCACAUACCUUUCGGGAGUCGGGGAGAGUUCUUGGGUAGUCGUCACCCCAGUCGGUUGUAUCGAGAAGGAAUAAAGUUAGUUGUUGAUUAACUACGUGUUUUUUAUGUGCAACAAUGUCGAAAACA
Messenger RNA from Centruroides sculpturatus (bark scorpion), 834 nucleotides. RefSeq lists its product as uncharacterized. The transcript has a single exon. Gene Ontology annotation, biological process: DNA integration. NCBI's taxonomy places the organism in Eukaryota, Metazoa, Arthropoda, Arachnida, Scorpiones, Buthidae. Bases 16 to 651 code for a protein of 211 amino acids. Gene Ontology annotation, molecular function: nucleic acid binding. The record is from RefSeq and is a predicted model, not a curated record.